Messenger RNA from Aspergillus uvarum CBS 121591, 2007 nucleotides. Its product is annotated as WD repeat protein. Gene Ontology annotation, molecular function: protein binding. The annotation marks the transcript as partial. The record is from RefSeq and is a predicted model, not a curated record. The transcript is spliced from 2 exons. NCBI's taxonomy places the organism in Eukaryota, Fungi, Ascomycota, Eurotiomycetes, Eurotiales, Aspergillaceae. Gene Ontology annotation, cellular component: TORC1 complex; TORC2 complex. Gene Ontology annotation, biological process: TOR signaling; regulation of actin cytoskeleton organization.
UCGAAUACAUUGACGGCAUUACUACAACAACGUCAGCUGGGACGUCCGACUGCCCGCCAGAUCCGUAGCCAGGCUUCCGACAACCUCGAAAAAUCUUGGACUUGGAAGGGCGCUUCCGGUGAUGUGAUUGUCUUGGGGUGGUCACCCGAUGGUACCAAGUUCGCAGCCGGCGCAGCUGCCCAGUGCGAUGAACACAAUAUGGCAUACAACCGAAAUAACAACCUGCUGUUCGGAAAUUUGACUCAGAAUACUUUACACGAGCUACCGGAUCACUGGGCAUACCGACCGCAGAUGAGGGCCGCGAACAAUCUGACCCUACAAGACUCUCGCCUUUACAUGAGUGUGACGGCUAUCGAGUGGUGGGAUGACGCCCUCUUUACAGCUAGUUAUGAUCACACAGUCAGGCUGUGGCAUCCGUCAAGCAAAGGUACCGGGUGCUUCGAACGAUUGUGGCAUGAUACCAGGGUUGAAGUGAUGGCCCGCUCGAGAUACGUGCCCAAUUUACUGGCAACGGGGACGCGUGAGAUCGGCCUUUGGAGAUUGGACGAACGUACUUACACAUCCCUCGAAACCCGCAAAUCUCGUUCGAACAAGUGCAUCGAGAUGGUGCCUUCCUCUCUUGCGUGGGGCACGAUUCAAGAAACUGGCAAUAUCCUCCUUGCCGGAUUGUCUGAAAAGGGCCACGAUAGCCUAACGCCCGAUGGCCAGUUGGUAGCUUGGCAAGUGAGCGAAGCUUCAAUCACGCCUCUCAACCUUUUACCCGGCUCCCAAAACGUAUUCGAUAUUAAGUGGCACCCGUCUUUACCAGUUGCUGCCGUGGCGAACUACAUUGCUCACUUCCCGUACAAGGCCUACAAAGAUAGCAGAUCAUCCGUUCGUAUCUAUGAGCCGCUGACAUCGAAAGUCAGUGUCAUGGAAUUCGAAUGCCCUGCUCUGGAUAUCAAUGACGUGACAUUUUGUCCUACGAACACGAAUUACCUCACUGCUAGCUGCACCGAUGGUGCGACAUACGUCUGGGACUAUCGCAACCCGACAGAGAUUCUCCACAAACUUCAGCAUGGUGAAGCGCUGAAUCCGAUUGAUCAGGAUCAGAGUCGCGAGCAAGCAGAUGUUGGCGUGAGAACGGCUCUGUGGGGCGACACGGUUCGCGAAUUCUACAGUGGAGCCUCCGACGGGGUGCUGAAAAGAUGGAAUAUUCUCCGAGCGCCAGAAGAUGUCCUCGAGAAAGACGUUGCGAAUAUCCACGAAGAGAUCAUGAGCCUCUCCUUUUCACCGGAUAAAACCAAUCUCUUAGUCGGGGAUGCCGCUGGCGGCAUCCACAUCCUAUCUUCGGGGCCCUUCUCGCGCACAAAUGAUAAUGCUAUAGAGUACAAACCUGCAUGUGAACCAUCAAGGACCGUAGCCCCCGAUGAGCCGGACUCUGGAGUCGCUGCAGGCGCCGAAUUACUGCGGUCUGGCCAGCUCGAGCGGCAUCCUGUCUAUGGGGUUGGAAAAGGCCCGUACUAUGACGGUCCAUUCGCGGCGUGGGCCCGGCCAGAGAAUACGCCGUCUGACGAGCUUGCGUAUACGAGGUUGGCAGACGAGUGGCAGGCUCUGCAGCUCGAUGGACUUGAUCCUAGGUAUCGGUUUGCCCUGGAAGAGAAGGACCGACAGCAGGUGGAAUUGCAACGGAAGAUCGCGCAGGCACGGAACCAGCGGGCUGGCUACAAGAAACGGGUCCACGAGGAUGCGAAGGACGUCAUUAAUUUGUGCAGCGACGAGGAGUCAGAGAUCUCCGAGCCACCCUUCAAACCCAAGCGGCGACUGGCGGAAUCACAGAGGCCUUCUAUCUCAUUUGCACCUCCUGGCUCAACUGUACAUCCUGUCUCAACUACACCUCCCACCUCGUCCGCACCGGUUCGUCCUCGCUUGUCGAGUCCUGUCGAUGAAGAUCUGCGCGAGGCGCUAGAGGAAGAUUUCUGGUGGCCGCCGAACGAAACGGUGGAUCCAAAUUUCAAAGAUGACUGA